Messenger RNA from Trypanosoma conorhini, 918 nucleotides. RefSeq lists its product as uncharacterized. The record is from RefSeq and is a predicted model, not a curated record. NCBI's taxonomy places the organism in Eukaryota, Euglenozoa, Kinetoplastea, Trypanosomatida, Trypanosomatidae. The transcript has a single exon. Gene Ontology annotation, biological process: DNA damage response; fatty acid metabolic process. The coding region runs from base 1 to 918 and encodes 305 amino acids. Gene Ontology annotation, cellular component: mitochondrial matrix.
AUGCGGCGGUUGUGGAAUGGGGCGAAGCAUCUCCUGAGCGGCGGCAGUCUUGGCUAUUUGGCCUCGGGUGAGCCUUAUCAGCCGUUUGGGGAGGACUUUGGGCUUACCAUCUUCCCGGAGUACGUGCAGCUGGGGGAGAAAAUGGCGCUGCGGGGCGGCUACGUUGACGUUUACACGCAAAGAUCUGCGUCCAUCAGACUCAGUGAUGGCCGCCUUCAGCUUCCGCCGCUGCCGCCGCGUUCUUUUUUGUCCUUAAUAAGUCGCAUGGAGCAAGAUGGGAUUGUGCCAGCUGGGUGGCUAAAUAACCAGACCGCAAACCUGUACGAGCCCGGGGACUUUAUCCGCGCACAUGUCGAUAACCUUUUCGUCUACGAUGACAUCUUUGCAAUAGUUUCUCUUGGCGCAAACGCCUUGCUGCGCUUUGUGCACGUGCAAAGUGGGGAGGAGUUGGAUACCGUAGUGACGGACGGUAGUCUCUACAUCAUGAGUGGGCCUGCUCGAUACGUCUAUUUUCACAUGGUUCUUCCUGUGGAGGAGCAGCGCUUCAGCAUCGUGUUCCGGCGCUCCAUUUUGAAUUCGGACGGGGGAUUUCGUCCUGUGACCACACCACUGGGGGACCUCAUGCCGUACCGCUCCACGCAGGUCCUAAAUACGCUGUACUCGAAGCAGAUUGGCGGGGUGCGUGUCACCGUGGAGGAGAAGUACCUGGAGGAGGAGAAGAUUGGCGCUUUUGACACCGCCAGGUGGGUCAAAGGCCUCCACCCCCUGCGGGAUUGGUCGCUGCUCUCUCAACUGGACGAGGACGAGGCCCGAAUCCAAGAGCUGAAGGGCAAACGCUACCUUGACUUGGACCUCAGCUGGAGGGUUGCCGAGCUGCGAGGGCGCUACAAGGCGCUGGAGGAGCUGCUGCGCGUUUGA